Molecule: messenger RNA, 1188 nt
Organism: Cherax quadricarinatus
Lineage: Eukaryota; Metazoa; Arthropoda; Malacostraca; Decapoda; Parastacidae
Source: RefSeq, a predicted model, not a curated record
CAUUCUUAAUUCGUUAUUUCUACAUUUUUUAUAGUACCUGGUAAACGGUUCGAAAUAAAAGAAGAAGUGUAGGAGAGCAGAAGACUGAGCAUCACUAAGACUGCAGCAGUAGUUCAAGAUGACGGGGUGGACGCUAGAUAACCCUGUCUUCACCAGCUAUGUAUUCUGGUCAGCAGUGCUAGCUGCCAAGAUGCUUAUCAUGGGACCUAUCACAGGAUACUUCCGCGUAACCCGCAAGGCGUUCGCUAACCCUGAGGACGCUGCUUCCAUGGGUGUGAAAGGUACCAAGAUUAACGAGAACGUGGAGCGAGUCAGGAGAGCUCAUCAAAAUGACCUGGAGAACAUCCCAGUAUUCUGGAUGAGUGGACUACUGUACGUGCUCACCCAACCUUCACUCUUCACCGCCAGCGUCCUCUUUCGUAUCUACACCAUCGCAAGGAUCCUCCACACAGUGUUGUACCUGCGCGGCAGCUUCCUCAGGGGCCCCUCAUACAUGGUAGGGAUGGUAGUCAAGAUUAUCAUGGUGGGCACAGUCAUUUACACCUUCUGGUAAAUUCAUGGCGAUCAAGUUCAUCAUGGUUGCCACCAUCAUGUACACCUGGUAAACUCACGCCCUGAGGGACCAAUGUGCCCUCUCAACCUGUCCAGAAGUGGUGUAAUACUAGGUUUUAUCUGGUGUUUUCAUUAUAUUUGUUUUGUGGGAAGAAGGGGAUGAUGAUCAGUAUAAUGCUCAUUUUAUCAUAGUAUUUCGUUUAAAUUGUUAAUUUUUCAUUUGCUUUAACGUCAAUUACCAUGUAACCAUGACUGAGUAUCCCUACCAUGUUAUACCACGUUACCUUAUAUUUUUAUGCACAUGCAUUUGAAAUAUUUAUAUAGUCUCUCCUUUCCGCUUCUUCAGUAAGUUCAUAUUAUAUUCAUGACCAAUGCUAACUCCGUGUUAAAUAUUCUGACAGUUUUGUUUACUAAGAAUGUAAGUGUACGCCAGUUGCCAUUGUUUACAGUGUCAGGAACCAUGGCAUCUAUACUUGAUAUAAAUGUUGCAUUAUGGUGUAGAAGCCAGUAACUUCAUCUUUAAAUGCAGAAUUUUGCGUUACUAAUUUUAAUAUCUAAUUCUUUAUAAAAAUAAAGUUGUAGAUGGACAUGAAGCUUUUUUGUACAAUAAUUAAAAUAAAGGUUAAGUUAUAAUAA